GAAUAAUAAAGACCCACUUAGACUCCUUCGAAUGGAAGGUCCUGACUGCUUAUGAAGUCGUGAAGCACGUCUGGAAACCCAUGGAAACUCUGUAACAAGUUUAGAUUCCUCACUUUUUCAUCUUAACUUGCUAGAGGGUUAGACGCAACAGACAAAGAUGACACGUACCCGAACACCAUCACUCUUCUCUCUGCUCCUCAGGGCUCACCAUUGAGAGAAAGGAGAUACCACAACAACAAUGUGAGCAGAGACAAAACGACCCCGCUUUCAGUGCCGGUAGGCUAAAGAUUCCGGAUCCCACCGAAGAGGCUUCAACCACAUCAUCCCUGAAAUCGACCUCUGUAAAUACGAGCUGACUGACCUCCCUGGCAGCUAUGUUGGGGACUGAUACAGAGGCUCAGGACAUGGAGCGGUUCUUCUUCACCAGAAAGUAUUACAAGUACAACAAAAGCUCUCGCUCGAAUCGGAGCACGAAGAAGGGAUACUGGAAAAUCACAGGCAAAGAGCGUGGGAACAAGAGGACAUUGACUUUUUACCAGGAUCGUGUGCCGAAAUCGAACAAGACCAGCUGGGUCAUUCAUGAGUACUAUCUUCCUGGAAAUGGAGUUAUUUCGUAUCUGAAGCAGGCCCAGGGCGACUUUGUUAUCUGUCACUUGAUGAUUAAAUCAGAUAAGAAGGAUUCUUCGCUCAGUAACGAAGGAGAACCCGGUAGCGCGGGUGUGUCGAAUUGUGAAAAUCAAGCUGCUGAUGAAAUGAAUCAAGAGGCACAGGGAAGAGAGGAGUUGCUAUUCCAUCAACCUCAGCCUCAGGAUGAACGCUGCUCUUCAGCACUGCGGUCACUGGCAUCCCAAGAGCUGGAAGCUGUUCUGCAAACCAAUAGCACUAAUGAUGAUUGUAGUGAGUUGCAGUCACCAUUUGUGGAUGGUGAUUCUUGUCUUCUAGACGGGAAUGAAGUUUCAACCUGUGAUGAAUAUGAGACUCUGUAUGAUGUGUUUCCACAGCUAUGUGAUCCGCCAGAAGAAAAUCUGGAUUCACAUGCACUUACAUCCACCUCAGCAACAAGAUUACUGCCCCUCCAUACUGCAGUCACCAAUAUACAUAAAGCUGGGAAAUGUUCCACAUCCGCUUCAGCCGUAGGAUUACCAGCCCUCAAUAUUGCAGUCACCAAUAUACACAAAGUUGGGAAAUGUUUCAGAUGCCAAUCUUUAUUGAUAGGCCUCUGAAGGAAUUGAAGAUGAAGCUUUUCAAAGAUGAGAUAUCAAUGCUUGGUGACUCUUGAUACACUGUCUUUACCCAUUUCUUCUAUCAAGUCAUGCAUCCAAAUCUUAUCUCUUUCUGUUCCAUCCACCCGACUCUUAUUUCUCUUUCUGCAUUUGUGAAAAUCAAGCUGCUGAUGAAAUGGAUCAAGAGGUAAGAACGAACUUGUUCUUUGUCUUGAUAUGUAGCACGAGAAGCAUAACAAAUUAUGGUCUUGCUUGCUUAUAGUUUUGAAUCCUGAUUUUAUACUCAGGUACAGGGAAGAGAGGAGUUGCUAUUCCAUCAACCUCAGCCUCAGGAUGACCGCUGCUCUUCAGCACUGCGGUCAUGGGCAUCCCAAGAGCUGGAAGCUGUUCUGCAAACCAAUAGCACUAAUGAUGAUUGUAGUGAGUUGCAAUCACCAUUUGGAGAUGGUGAUUCUUGUCUUCUAGACGGGAAUGAAGUUUCAACCUGUGAUGAAUAUGAGACUGUGUAUGAUGUGUUUCCACAGUUCAGCUAUGUGAUCCGCCGGAAGAAAAUCUGGAUUCACUCUUACGUCCACCUCAACAACAAGAUUACCGCCUCUCCAUACUGUAGUCACCAAUAUACAUAAAGCUGGGAAAUGUUCCGUAUCCGCUUCAGCCGUAGGAUUACCAGCCCUCAAUAUUGCAGUUACCAAUAUACACAAAGUUGGGAAAUGUUUCAGAUGCCAAUCUCUAUUGAUAGGCCUUGGAAGGAAUUGAAGAUGAAGCUUUUCAAAGAUGAGAUAUCAAUGCUUGGUGACUCUUGAUACACUGUCUUUACCCAUUUCUUCUAUCAAAGCCAUGCAGCCAAAUUUUAUCUCUUUCUGUUCCAUCCACCCGAGUCUUAUUUCUGUCAAUUCUUAUUAAGGCCUUUUCUUGGAGUUGUUUAAUUAAUACCGGGAAAUAGGUUAUGUAUCAGCUUUGUUUGAUUAUGAGAUUGGUUUGGGAUCCCCUGGAGUUAUGCUACGAUGUUGAGAAUGGGCUGUUAUGAAUUGCCCACUGCAAGAUUUCCAGUUAAAUUUUCGAUGAAAGGUUAUCCAACGUGACUUCUCCUUGCCACAGUAAUGUCUCCACAGUAUUCCAAUUCAAGAAAACAACCCCACUACUUUACACGUUACAUUUGAUACCGAAAAUCCGAAAUUGGCAUCAACAAUAAGGAUUGGAAGAUUCAUACUGAAUAAAACUUUUAUCCACUAAGAUGAGACUCUAGAAAUUCCCAACAAAAAUUUCUCCAAUUUUUUUGGCCAAUGUUCCUGAAUGUUCCCAGUCUCAAAUGGAUAAACAAAGGCCCAUGCCACCAAAGGCUGAACUUAUAGGAGCGGGUAAAGAUAAAUGAGAUUCCCUUAAAAGGACAAAGAAAAUGUAAAAAUUAACGCGUGUUUGGUCGUUACUCGUCACUGGUGGGUUCCCACUCAUGAUGCAUCAUGCAUGCAUGUCAUUCCAUACAUACAGUUGAACUUGCUUCCGAAGCUCAGGACUUUCAGCUCAAAGAGCACUUGACAUUAUAUAUACCACCUCACUCUUUCCUCUGCACUUCAGAGCAAAAACAACAUUGAUCAAAAUCAACUAUUCAAAGUGAAAGAGAUGAGCUGCGGCGGCUUCACAGUUCCGAAGGGAUACCGAUUCCAUCCCUCCGACCAGGAGCUGCUUAGUCACUACUUGGAGGAGAAGAAUCAGUGCAAGGACUCCCAGAUCACUACCAUCAUCCCUGAAAUCGAUGUGUGCAAGCACGAGCCUCGCGAGUUACCAGAACUGGCGUUCACAGGGGCGGAAAGUCUGGGCAGGAAAUUUUUCUUUUUCUUCUUCUUUUGGUUUGCAAGGGAAGUGUCUAGGGACAAUCAAGGAAAGUGGUACUUCUUCACUCCGCGUGAUUACAAGUACAAUAACAGCACUCGCUCCAACAGGACUACAGGGGAAGGGUUUUGGAAGAUCACAGGCAAGGACCGUGCAAUCAAGGCCCCCGGCUCCAAAGCUGUGAUUGGGAGAAAGAGGACCUUGACCUUCUACAAACGUGGAGUACCGAAAUCCCAGAAGACCAGCUGGGUUAUUCAUGAGUAUUAUCUCAUUCAGGCACAUUCUGAUCCUCCUAAGCAGAUAGGGGACUUUGUUGUCUGCUGCUUGAAGUACAAGUCAGACAACUCUGAUUAUGAUAAGGAUGCCCCAUUCUGCGAUCGAGGUAGCAGUAGCUGCAGUAUGGCCUCCAAUGUUGAAAAUCAAGCAAAAGAAAACUGGGCAUCGGAAGAGCUGGUAAAUGUUGUUCCAAUUCCCAGUGGAAAUGAUGAUGAAACUGGUGGUGGUAUGAUUACAGAAGAAGAGGAAUACCUGACUUUAGAGGAGGUGGAAGAAAUUCUUCACAAUCCCAUUGGCAAUCCGCAUGAAUUUGAAGGCACGCAAACUGAUCCUUGUCGUAUAGAUAAGAAUGAUCCUUCAACCGCUGUUGAACGCCAACCUGAUAGAAGCAAUUCAUCUGAUAUGAUUGAAGAGCUACUAGAUGACCCAGAAAAUCUGGAUUCACUCUUUCAUCCUCCUGCACCACCUCAACUGCAUCAGUCACCGAUGCAUACCACCAAUAUCCAUAAUGAUGAAUGUCGUAAGAGGACAUAUCCAUUUGAGGAUAAUGACCCUUCUCUUACGAAGAAGAAUAAUAUCUCAACCAAUGAUAACGACGAAUUAGUUAGCAACAUCGCAUCUAGUUCUGAAAAUCAAGCCGCAAAUAUGAUUCCAGAGGGAUAUUCUCAACUAGGAGCAAAUCUGGGAUCAGAAUUUGAUUCAUUUCUGCCAAAGGAUUACGAUUAUACAUUACCAUCAAUAAACGGAGGACCGAGAGAUUUUUCCCAUGACAAUAAUUUCAUUGAGUUGGAUGAUUUACUAUCUUCAUACGAAGGUAUUGACUCUUCUCUCGCACAGUUCCUACAUACAGUUAUUGAUGGAGGUAGAGGAGUAACCAGUGACAGAAACACCGAAGUAGUACAUGGAUCGGUAAACGAUUAUUCUGCAUUAGCCAUUGGAGCAACGCUCCAGCGUAGCUGAUCAACCUUUAUUUAUAGGAGAAUAUCAAAGGAGGUCUCAGUAAUAAUGUGUCUCUAACUUACAUUAUUACAGUCAGUGAUAUUCUCCUACAAAUGAUUCAAAGAUCUCCAGGUUAUAUGAAAUGCUCAUCAGCUGUGUUGAUUGGCAUACAAUCGCAGCUUUUCUGCAUUUCUUGUCUGGAGGCUUUGGAAACUUCUUAAUCGUUUUGGCAUUCAAUUACAACUCAAGACAGCUGCAACUAGUCUAUACCUGUUUCUCUUUUCUUUUUCUUUUGGGAGUGGGGGAGGCAUUGCUGGUGUCACAGCAUCCCCCAGUGAACUUUUGGUUGAAAGUGAGACCGGCGAAUGCAUAUGGUUCAAAUGCCAUCCGGAAGUCUACCCUUCACUGAUUGUGACGAGUCCAGGCAAAUAAAGGUGUCUCUUCUCAUAAGCAGUUCCUUGGAGGUGGAGCUUCCUCUGUCAACGUUACUACCUAUAUUCAUUCCUCAGAUCAUCUUGUCAAUAUAAGUACCAAUAUUCCUUCCUCUGAUCAAACAUCGUGUCAACCGAAGUACCAAUAUUUGUUCCUCAUAUCCAUGGUUUUCAAAUGUCCUAAAAUCAAAGGACAUAACUAUCCACAUCCCUUUCUUCAGAUCCCCAAUAGUGAAUCCCCAGGAUCACCAAUAGUUGUUCAUUAAACAAAUAGUCGGCAAUUAGUAUGUCCUUAAGAUCAAAGGACAUACGCAAAACAUCAAUAUCAUCCAAUAUCCAGUCAUUGAGUCAAACAGGGGAGGUGCUCCUAGAAGAAUCCGACUGCAGAGCAGCAUCACAAGCCAAGGUAGUGAAGCUGCAGAGGCAUUAUACUGCUGUUUAUCUGCUCCAGAAGAAACUGAAAGUCCUGGAAGCAGACACCAGUUCAAAGCUGGCAGCAAUAUAAAGCUGGCAGCCAACAGUUCUAGCCUAAGAGGCCACUAUGGGCAACACAACUUCUGUAUAGUCGCUAUCAGGAAGCAGUAUUGCAAAAGAAACCUGCUGCUAAAUGGUUGCUGGAGUCUUAAAGAUAUAUUAGUAAUAAUCAGACAACAGUAUUCUGUCCGGUUACAAUCAUUUCCAAGAUGUAUGAAUACAAUUAAAGGUCAUAGAGAGGCCUUCAGACCAUAAGUCCGAACACCUCAUGCCUAAAACCAAAUAUUGUAUCACUCAUCAUAUCACUCUUGUUUGUAUUACACUAUUACCCUAAUAUUCUUGUAGAUGAUGUUCAUUAUGAAGCUUUAAUGUUUAAUGGAAUUUUGUGUAUAUUA
Molecule: messenger RNA, 5568 nt
Organism: Rosa rugosa (rugosa rose)
Lineage: Eukaryota; Viridiplantae; Streptophyta; Magnoliopsida; Rosales; Rosaceae
Product: NAC domain-containing protein 2-like
Exons: 10
Coding region: 2844-4289 (481 amino acids)
Biological process (GO): regulation of DNA-templated transcription
Molecular function (GO): DNA binding
Source: RefSeq, a predicted model, not a curated record